AUGGCCGACCUUCCCCGGACUGUACUGAUCUCAGGCUGCUCAUCCGGAAUCGGCCUGGAGCUCGCAGUGCAGCUGGCUCGUGACUCUAGGCAGCGCUACCAGGUGGUGGCCACCAUGAGAGAUCUGGGAAAGAAGGGGACACUGGAGGCAGCUGCCGGGGAGGUUCUGGGUCAGACCCUCACCGUGGCCCAGCUGGACGUGUGCAGUGAUGAGUCAGUGGCCCAAUGUCUCAGCUGCAUCCAGGGAGGAGAAGUGGACGUGCUGGUGAAUAAUGCUGGCGUGGGCCUGGUGGGGCCCCUGGAGGGGCUCAGUCUAGCUACCAUGCAGAAAGUCUUUGACACCAACUUUUUCGGAGCUGUCCGUCUGGUCAGAGCUGUGCUUCCUGGCAUGAAGAGGAGGCGGCAGGGACACAUCGUGGUGGUCAGCAGUGUCAUGGGGCUGCAGGGUGUCGUGUUCAACGACGUCUACGCAGCCUCAAAGUUUGCCCUGGAAGGGUUCUUCGAGAGUCUGGCCAUCCAGCUGCUCCAGUUCAACAUCUUCAUCUCCCUGGUGGAACCCGGCCCCGUGGGCACGGCCUUUGAGGAGAAGCUGCUGGAGCAGGUUUCCACCGCCCAGUUCCCAGGCGCCGACCCCGACACCCUGCGCUACUUCCGGGACCUCUACCUCCCAGCCUCCCGGGAGCUCUUUCGCUGUUUGGGGCAGAGCCCCCAGGAUGUGGCCCAGGUCAUCGUCAAGGUCAUCGGCUCGGCCAGACCCCCCCUGCGCCGACAGACCAACGCCCGCUACUGCGCCCUGACCGCGCUCAAGGCCGCGGACCCCUCCGGCCGCCUGUACGUGCGAUCGGCCCACCGCCUGCUCUUCCGCUGGCCGCGCCUCCUGGGCCGGGCGCUCCGCUGCCUGGCCUGCGGCUGCUGCCCCACCCGGGUGUGGCCAAGGCAAACAGGCCAGAGCCGGGCGGACAAGAGGACAGGCAUCUGUGGCCGGCAG
Molecule: messenger RNA, 987 nt
Organism: Myotis myotis
Lineage: Eukaryota; Metazoa; Chordata; Mammalia; Chiroptera; Vespertilionidae
Gene: RDH8
Product: retinol dehydrogenase 8
Exons: 7
Biological process (GO): estrogen biosynthetic process
Cellular component (GO): cytoplasm
Molecular function (GO): estradiol 17-beta-dehydrogenase [NAD(P)+] activity
Source: RefSeq, a predicted model, not a curated record